AUGGACGGAGACUCGUCUCAUAUUCCACUGAGAGGAGGGGGGAAAGAGGGGACUGACGAUAAAGUGCCUUGCUUCCCGGAGGAAAGACUUGGAUGGAAGGGCUACAUUGAGUGGGAGAAAUACCCGGAAAAGCAGAAGGAAGCUCAAGAGAUAUUAGCGAAGUAUGAUUUUGCCAAGCCCCCCGAAUACCAGCUCGAGCCUCUACCGAAGACAAAUCCCAUCCUCGAGGGUGUCAGAUGGAAGCAAUACCACGCUGCGCUCGGUCCGACGCUCAGAGAUCUCCCAAAGAUCUCAUGGGAGUACGUGCAGAAAGAGAAGUCGCCAGACAUGAUUCACGUACUCGAUUUCCCUUACAACGGGGAGCCGCCGAAAGAUCGCGUCAUUGAGCACGCCAUAACUCCCAACCCGCUCUUUUUCGUGCGCAAUCACGGCGGCAUUCCGGAAAUCAACGCAGAUGACUGGUUCGUUGACAUAGAAGGUCUCGUCAAAGAGCCUAGACGCCUCACACUCGCCGAUCUCAAGGAUGAAUCCAAGUUUCCACGAGUGUCGAACAUCGUCAGCUUGCAGUGCUCUGGCACGCGGCGCAUUGAGCAGAUUCAUGAAUACCCGGGUGACGGCGACGAGUUAAUCAAUGCACCAUGGGGAGAGGGCGCAAUCGGAACCGCGAGGUGGACAGGCGUAUCGUUGAAGAAAGUCAUCAAGUACUGCGGUGGCUUGAAAGAAGGAGCCGGACAUCUGGAAUUCUUCGGCGCAGACACGUACUUCAAGAAAGGCAAGGUUUAUAACUACGCUGUCUCCAUACCCUGGCGAAAAGUCAAGGUGCACGAAGCAAUUCUAGCGUGGGAAAUGAAUGGCGAGCCGCUGCCACGCAUACACGGCUACCCGGUCCGCGUCGUUGUCUUUGGAUACAUCGGUGCCCGUAGCGUGAAGUGGCUCUACAAGAUCAACGCAAUCGAGAACCCCAGUUUGGCGCCGGUACAGAGCAAAGAGUACUUAUACUACACGCCGCAGGUCGGCAAGCAGAACGCGACUUACUCCGGUGGUUUCUCGAUUCAGGACAUGCCUGUCAGUUCCGCUAUCAUGCAGCCAGUGGAUAUGAUGCAGAUCGUCCACGACGGCUCGAUCAAGCUCAAGGGAUGGGCAUAUUCCGGCGGCGGUCAUUGGCCGGUAAGGGUGGAAGUCAGCGGCGACGGCGGCAGCAUCUGGUAUGAAUGCCCGCAUGAUAAGAUGAGCGACAAAUACUUCCAUGCAUGGAGGUUAUGGGAGAUUGACCUGCCAGUCGACGCCGAAGGAUGGCUCGAAUUUUGCGUACGGUGCUGGGACAACGCACUUAACACGCAGCCCACAUUUGUCAGGAGCGCUUGGAAUUGGGACCUACACGUCACAUCCUCCUGCCACCGCAUCAAAAUCUACAGCAUUAACCACUCGAGGCCUGCGACGGCCCAGCGUCUCAAGUUCCUCGAGGAGCAAGGCAUGUCGAUCACUCCAAUUACCCAACCAUUUCCUUUUGACCUUGAGACGGAAAAGCAUUACCUGAAGAUAAUGGCCAUCAGCCGAGGCAGAGACCCGGUCGAAUGA
Coniosporium apollinis CBS 100218 is the source of this 1578-nucleotide messenger RNA. RefSeq lists its product as uncharacterized. The coding region runs from base 1 to 1578 and encodes 525 amino acids. Gene Ontology annotation, molecular function: oxidoreductase activity; molybdenum ion binding. The record is from RefSeq and is a predicted model, not a curated record. NCBI's taxonomy places the organism in Eukaryota, Fungi, Ascomycota, Dothideomycetes. The transcript is spliced from 7 exons. Gene Ontology annotation, cellular component: mitochondrion.